Messenger RNA from Patiria miniata (bat star), 2053 nucleotides. Its product is annotated as tripartite motif-containing protein 2-like. Gene Ontology annotation, biological process: positive regulation of DNA-templated transcription. Gene Ontology annotation, cellular component: nucleoplasm; chromatin. Bases 17 to 1942 code for a protein of 641 amino acids. Gene Ontology annotation, molecular function: protein binding; zinc ion binding; ubiquitin-protein transferase activity. The record is from RefSeq and is a predicted model, not a curated record. Lineage: Eukaryota; Metazoa; Echinodermata; Asteroidea; Valvatida; Asterinidae. The transcript has a single exon.
AGAUAACCAGCUGAGGAUGGCCGAGGCCACAGCCAAAACCAUGUUAGGUGAGAUAAGCCAGGGUCACCUGGAAUGUCCCAUCUGCUUCUGUCGGUACAAAGAUCCCAAGAUACUGGACUGUCUCCACACCUUCUGCCUCAACUGUCUGGAUGGGAUGUUGAGCAAACAGCAGCCGAGUACAGGCAAGAUCACAUGCCCGGUCUGUAGGAAGGAAACCCCGGUGCCGGAUGCUGGCUUGCCCGGUCUACUCGAUUGUUUCUUCUUGAGUUCCCUGGUGGACGAGAUCAACCAGCAGGAGCGGUCGCUGGAGACCCAGCAGCAAGCAGCGACUUCACCGACGUGUGACGACUGUGAGGAGGGGUUAGAGGCUGUCUCGCGAUGCCUGGACUGCGAGGGAUAUCUGUGCCAGCUAUGCAAGACAGCGCACAAACGCUCCAAACGCACCCAGACACAUCGGGUCACACCGGUUGAACACCUAGAGCAGAAGGAGGUUCCUUCGACAGAUCUCAGCAAGACGUAUUCUCCGAAAUGUCAGAAGCACGCUAACCAGGAGAUGCAUUUUUACUGCGAGACGUGCAAGAUGAUGAAGUGUGGCACAUGCGCCACGAUCGACCACCGAUCGGCUGACCACCAGUUGAGUGAAAUUACCGACGCCGUCAAAUCCUAUCGUCAAGAAGUGAAUGAUGUCAUGCAGAAGUUUCAGAAGAGCAAAGAGGAAUUCAAAGCUAAUGAGGAAUCGGUUGAGCAGGCCAGAAACAGGCUACAAAUAAUGGUGACCCAGGCCUGCAGCGACAUUCAAGCUAAGAAAGAAGAAGAAAUUGCCAAAAUCGAGAGGAAGUCUCAACUUCUCAUAGACAACGUCACUGAAAUUGGCAAGAAGAGAGAUGAUGAGUUUGUUAAAGUUCACACCAACAACAAGAAGAAGAUGGAACAAGCAGAGGAGAUCGAGGCAACAGUGACCGACUUGAUGAAACAAGCUGACGACUUCGAACUCUUGAAUUUGAAGCCAAAGGUGAUGCACAACUUGGAAUUCCAGAAAGAUCUCAAGUUUGAGCGAGUGAAACAUGGUGACUCUUUCAUCGGAGUCAAAUGCCAAGACGUUGUGAGCGAUAAAGAUCUAGGUGAAAUACUUCAUGGAGGGAAAUGGAAGUUAAAGACUGAGUUUGGGAAGAGAGGAGACGGGGACGGUGAAUUCAACUGUGCAAUGGGCAUUGCGUGCUUCAGCAAUGGCGACAUUGCUGCUAACGAUGUAAAAAAUAAACGAGUAUCUGUAUUCACCUCAACUGGAAAUUUAAAAGCAAACUUUGAUCUGAACGCACCAUACGGUAUUGCUGUAACGUCCGAUGAUGUACUUCUGGCACACUGCGAAGAUCACGUAAAAGUUUUUGAUACGAGCCAUCAGUUGAUUUCGAAGUUCAACCUACCGCAGGCCGAUAGCAAGGAUCAGUCAUGCAGUUUGACUUACACCGGUGGUGUCACUGUUGACAAUAAGAAUCAGGUAGCGGUAGUUUACAAGAAGACAGGAGUCACAUCUCUCCACAAUCUAGACGGAUCUUUGAUCAAGGUCAUUCCAAAUACUGAAAUGGUUCCCAUUGACAUUGUCGCGAACAACAAAGGAUGUCUCAUUUUUGCAAUGUUUGGCAGAAGUGAAUUACGAUGCGUAGAUCUGAACGGAAAAGAGUUGUUCAAUGUCAGCACGUCUGCAGAUGGAAAAGAUGCGAAACCAACCGGUGUAUGCUGUGAUGAUGAAGGUGACAUCUAUGUUACCCUUCACUGUGGUAGACGCGGAGGGAGCAGUGAAGUGCGCCACUAUGAUUCAAAGGGGGUCUACGUUGAUUGUGUGGCGAAACCAUUGCAUUGGCCAUGGGGCAUUACCUUUUCUCCAAGCGGUGAACUAGUAGUGGCUGAUCAGAACUCUGUCAAGAUUUUUCAUCGAGUGUGAACUUGCUAAUGAGGGCAUAUAAAAUUACAUGGCACCAUAAAUGUUGAAUAUCAUAAGUAGAACAGAAUAUUAAUACUCAUCAAAACACGGAGUGUUGUGAAUGAUCCCGCA